Molecule: messenger RNA, 636 nt
Organism: Didymosphaeria variabile
Lineage: Eukaryota; Fungi; Ascomycota; Dothideomycetes; Pleosporales; Didymosphaeriaceae
Exons: 1
Coding region: 1-636 (211 amino acids)
Source: RefSeq, a predicted model, not a curated record
AUGCCUGGGAUUAUCAUCGUUACGGCGCAAGACGCUGAUGCCGCCCUUAUCAAUCGUCUCCUACUCUACGUCCGAGACUGGGAGUUCUCGGGUGGUGACAUCGACGAUGCCGACAGAUUCACAGUUCUAUCCACUCAACAGGAGCUGCUGAAAGUCCGAGAAGAUGGUAAUGAAGGCAUCACUCGACCACCGAUCCAGGAGUUCUCCGAGAAUGAAUGGGAAGGUCUCACCGUAGAGGAAGUCGAGAAGAUUAUGAUCGAUAACGAUACCGAAAAGAACGGCUGUACGUCGCUAUUCCUCCUGCUCGAUGACGAGGGCGCGGAAAAGAAAACCAUUCUGGUUGUGAACCGCGCAGGCAACGACCCUGAAGACGACGCCAAAUUCGACUAUGUUGACGAGUUCCAUAAGGUCCGCGUUCCGUGGGAGUGCGUUUACAGUAUGUGGUGCAACCUGGAUAUUGCGAAUAUGGGAUUCGACGAGUUCUGUAAGGAAGAAGAUUUGCUGGACUCAACGAAAAAAGGCGACCCGCGCCGAUGGUGGACCUACAACAAUUUCAUGGGUGAAGAGCAUUAUAAACCUUUCAAGGGGAAGGCGGAGGAAGCUAUCAAAGAGCUCGGGAAGUUAGAUCUUGCUUGA